Molecule: messenger RNA, 201 nt
Organism: Parnassius apollo (apollo)
Lineage: Eukaryota; Metazoa; Arthropoda; Insecta; Lepidoptera; Papilionidae
Source: the annotation of a GenBank genome assembly
AUGGUGUUAAUGGAUUUGACAAAGGGACUGCUGGAUAAUGGAUUUACAUAUUACACAGAGAACUACUACUACAGACUACAGACUAAAAAAUAUAAAGACAGAUUUGGUGGGAACAUUGAGAGCAAACAGAAAACAUAUAUCCAAGGAAGUUAUUGGAAAGAUACUGAAGAAAAGAAAGAUAGCGUGCACGGAGACAGAUGA